GGGGAAGGGCGGGGCGGGGCGUCCGCGCGCACAGGGCUCGCGCCAGGAGCCGCUCGCGCCCUUCCCCCUCCGGCCUCUCCAUUGCGCGAGCGCCGGCGGUUGCCGGGGCUAGUGACGUCACGAGCCGCGGAGGCGGCGAUUGGCCGGGCGGGGAGCGCCCCCCCCUCACCCCUCCCCCGCCGUGGGACCGCCGCUGCCGGGGCCGGGCCGGGCCUCGCGCGUCCCCUCAGAGCGGAGCGGCCGCCGCGGCGAGCGCGGCCUCCCCGGAGCCCCCCGGGCACGUCCCGACUCUGCCCGCGGUCCGGUGCCGCCACCGCAGGCGGGGGUUAUGGCCCGCCUGCGGCCCACCCCGCGCCCUCGGCUGCUGCCGCUCCUGGCGCUGCUGGCGCUGCUUGCGCCCCGCGCCCGCGCCUGGGACAGCGGCGACCUGGAGCUCUUCGACCUGGUGGAGGAGGUGCCGCGGAACUUCUACGACUUCCUGGGGGUGCAGCAGGAUGCUUCAUCCGCAGACAUUCGGAAAGCAUAUCGAAAGCUUUCUCUGAUUCUGCACCCAGACAAGAAUAAAGAUGAAAAUGCAGAAAUACAGUUUAGGCAAUUGGUGGCCAUCUAUGAGGUUUUAAAGGAUGAAGAAAGGAGGCAGAGGUAUGAUGAUAUUCUGAUCAAUGGACUACCAGAUUGGCGACAGCCUGUGUUCUACUACAGGCGGGUGAGAAAAAUGAGCAAUGCUGAGCUGGCAUUACUCUUGUUCAUUAUACUCACAGUGGGUCAUUAUGCUGUGGUUUGGUCAAUCUACCUGGAAAAACAGCUGGAUGAACUGCUUAGCAGAAAAAAGAGGGAAAAGAAGAAAAAAACAGGCAGCAGGAGUACAGAUGAAGCCAAACUUGCUGCUCUAGACAAAAAUGAAAGGGUACUGGACAAACCACAGUGGCAUGACUUACUUCCAUGCAAGCUGGGAAUAUGGUUCUGUCUCACAGUGAAAGCUUUACCUCAGUUAUUCCAGGAUGCCAGACAAUUAUAUGUAGAAUAUAAAGAAACAAAAAUGAAGGAGAAAGAAGAUGCCCUGGCUAAGGCUGAACUUGAAACACUUCAGAAAAAGAAGCCUAAAGUCAAGAAACCAAAAUUGGAAUUCCCUGUAUACACAGCCCUGGAAUCAAGUGGGUAUAUACCAUCGUAUGAUCAUGGAGCUUCAAUCGAAGAGAUUGAGGAACAGAUGGAUGAUUGGUUGGGAGGCAGGAACAGAACCCAGAAAAAGAAGGCACCUGAAUGGACAGAGGAGGACCUGAGCCAGCUGACAAGAAGUAUGGUUAAGUUCCCAGGGGGGACCCCCGGUCGAUGGGAAAAGAUUGCUCACGAAUUGGGUCGAUCAGUGGCAGAUGUUACCCUGAAAGCCAAACAGGUGAAGGAUUCUGUUACAUAUACACCAGGUACCAUUCGGCUCUCGGAGCUUAAAACACUGGCACACAAUUCCAAAAAUUACAAAGUCAACAUGAAUCUGCCAGAUCACAUAAUCACCCAGAGAGAGAGGGAAGAGGAGGUGGAGGAGGAGGGGAACUACAGUCUUACAUCAGAGCAGAUGGAUACCCAGGCAGAUCCAAAGGAGACCCUAGCAAGUGAAACCAGACACCGAAGGCGGAAAAUUGUCAAAGCACCUGAAACGGCUCUGCUGGCAACAAAAGAGGGACAGGAAGAGAAGGGCAGAGGGAGACGCCAGAAAGAUUUUGAUAACACUGAGCAAGAGGAAGAGAGUGAUGAUGAAAGCAGAAGAAGGGAGAAAAGCCGCGCACCAGAAGAACCGUGGACUCAAAAUCAACAGAAACUUCUGGAAAUGGCCUUGCAGCAGUAUCCAAAGGGAACAUCAGAUCGCUGGGAUAAAAUAGCAAAAUGCGUUCCUGGAAAAAGCAAGGAGGAGUGUAUAGCAAGAUACAAGUUGCUUGUUGAACUGGUACAAAAGAAAAAAAUGGCUAAAAGCUGAAUGUUGCGAGCAAGAAGAGAUGUAGUUCAUCUUUGUCAAAAUGGGGUUUUAAAUCUCAUAUGCAGGAAACUGCAUUUUUGUACCUCAGUAUUUCUAUAUGUCAUGUGCCUUAGUAAAAGAAAAUAUUAAUAAAUCUUAUACCAUCUUGCCUGG
Zonotrichia leucophrys gambelii is the source of this 2125-nucleotide messenger RNA. RefSeq names its product DnaJ heat shock protein family (Hsp40) member C1 (gene DNAJC1). Gene Ontology annotation, cellular component: endomembrane system. The record is from RefSeq and is a predicted model, not a curated record. The transcript is spliced from 12 exons. NCBI's taxonomy places the organism in Eukaryota, Metazoa, Chordata, Aves, Passeriformes, Passerellidae. Bases 329 to 1972 code for a protein of 547 amino acids.